Molecule: messenger RNA, 1075 nt
Organism: Cyprinus carpio (common carp)
Lineage: Eukaryota; Metazoa; Chordata; Actinopteri; Cypriniformes; Cyprinidae
Gene: mrpl12
Product: mitochondrial ribosomal protein L12
Biological process (GO): mitochondrial transcription; translation
Cellular component (GO): mitochondrial large ribosomal subunit; ribosome
Molecular function (GO): structural constituent of ribosome
Source: RefSeq, a predicted model, not a curated record
UUGUCCCUCCGGCGCAAUGCAUUGUGGGUAGGUCAGGAAGAGCCAGCGGAGGACGCCAUGUGCUUCUGCUAGAGGAGGUCUGACAGUCAGUCACACGCCGAGAGAGUUGUGUUUCGGGAACUGGUUGCUCGUCCUGUCGCGUUCACUUAAUCGGUUAGUCGUGCACUCGGGUCAUGAUGUUCUGCGGCAGAUACUGCGUCCGGUUCGCGCUGCGGACCGCAGCAAACACACACCGACACAACCUACAGACGGCAGCACUGUGUGCCCUGCGAACACUCAAGACCAGCUCUGUCAGUCCGUCUGAUGCCAUUGCAGCACCUCCUUUUGAUGGGGCGCCCAAGCAGUACUCUCCCAAAAUCCAGCAGCUGGUCAAUGACAUCGCCAGCCUCACGCUCAUAGAAGUGUCUGACCUCAAUGAGUUACUAAAGAAAACUCUGAACAUUCAGGAUGUUGGAAUGAUGUCCAUGGGCUCAAUGGCAGCAAUGGCAGCUGCUCCAGCUGCUGAGGCGGUAGAUGAGGAGACAGCACCUGCAAAGAAAGAGAAAACCCAUUUUACAGUCAAACUGACAGAAUUCAAGGCGGCUGAUAAAGUGAAACUGAUUAAAGAAGUGAAGAAUUGCAUGGAGGGCUUGAAUCUUGUACAGGCCAAGAAGCUUGUGGAGUCUCUACCUCAGGAGAUCCGGGCGAAUGUGUUUAAAGAUGAAGCAGAAAAACUGAAAGCAGCGCUUGAAGCAGCAGGAGGCACUGUGGCGCUUGAAUGAAUAUCUGCGCCGGCCCUUCACUUGAUCAGUUGUUACGUGUCAGUCAUCGUUUUGUUCUUUUUUUUACAAAAAAGAUAAGAGGAAUCGGAAGAAAACAAAUGAUGCCUUUAAAAUGACCACUUGAUCCUCAGGAGAUGGUCUGGGUGUUGAACUCACAGACUGAACUCUUGCAGGCUCUGAGCCUGCAAACACACCACCCAUCACUGACUCCUCCAUCUGUUCUUUAGCUACACAUGUGCUCUUUGAAACUGGAGCUGGCCUGACAAAGGGAUGUGAUACUAUUGCUUGUGGUUAAAUAAACAUGAUAUACUGUA